This is a messenger RNA of Ilyonectria robusta, 881 nucleotides long. RefSeq names its product ankyrin repeat-containing domain protein. Gene Ontology annotation, cellular component: cytoplasm; nucleus. Lineage: Eukaryota; Fungi; Ascomycota; Sordariomycetes; Hypocreales; Nectriaceae. Bases 44 to 808 code for a protein of 254 amino acids. The transcript has a single exon. Gene Ontology annotation, molecular function: protein binding. The record is from RefSeq and is a predicted model, not a curated record.
CGAGGACCGAUGGCCAUCAAAUUCACCGCAUCCCUUUGCAGGCAUGACGCCAAUCCAGAUCGCGGCACAAUUACAUAAGAAGGAGGCGAUACUGCUUCUCCUCAAAUACAACGCCGACAUCAACGCCCCCGCCUCAAACGAAGGGAGAGGUAUUACAGCUCUGCAGGCUGCAAUAGUAGGUCGAGAUUGGCCUAGACGGGGGGAUGAGACCGAAGAGACCGAAGAGACUGAAGAGACUGAAGAGAUAGUCAGACUUCUUCUUCACCACAAGGCAGAAGUCAACGCGGCCGCCGGCAACCGAGCUGGUCGCACCGCUCUACAAGCAGCCACCUCAGCUGAGCAACCUAACGCGAAAGUUGUUGCGCUUCUCUUGGAGUACAAUGCGGACGUCAAUAUGGCUCCUGCGCCAGUGCGCGGAGUCACAGCAUUGCAAGGAGCUGCAAUCUCGGGAGACAUUCAGAUUGCGAGAAUGCUACUCGCGCACAAAGCCGACGUCAACGCACAGGCGGCUCCGGAAGAAGGCAGGACUGCGAUCGAGGGAGCUGCUGAACAUGGGAGGUUGGACAUGGUGCGGCUACUUCUCGACGAGGGAGCGAUACCAGACGCAAAUGCCGGGUUCUCGAGGGCCAUCCGAUUUGCUGAGAAGACUGAUCGUUUUGACAUUGCAAAGUUGUUGAGAGAGCGAGAACAGGCAUACAACUCAUUGUCCAUGGGAUUGAUUGACCCAAUGUCCUGGAAUUUUGAGUCGCUUCCGCUGGACACGGACAUGGUGGAGGAUGGGAAUGACGAAAAUGAAGCGCAGCUGUAGAUUUCUUCUUGGUACCAUUUAUUUCUCUUACUUUCACUGUUGCAUCUUCAAUUGUCUUACCCACCUGCUAGAA